Myodes glareolus (Bank vole) is the source of this 585-nucleotide messenger RNA. NCBI's taxonomy places the organism in Eukaryota, Metazoa, Chordata, Mammalia, Rodentia, Cricetidae. The record is from RefSeq and is a predicted model, not a curated record.
AUGGAUCCCCACAAAGUGAGCAAGCUUCAGGCCUUCGUGAAGAUGUGUAAGCAGGAUCCGAGUGUCCUGCACACUGAUGAAAUGCGAUUCCUGAGGGAGUGGGUGGAGAGCAUGGGAAGUAAAGUACCACCAGCUACUCACAAAGCUAAAUCAGAAGAAAAUAUCAAGGAAGAAAAAAGAGAUAAUAAGACAGAGGAAAGCAUAAAGAUGGAUGAACCAUCAAGUGAGGAAAGUGAUCUAGAAAUUGACAAUGAAGGUGUAAUUGAGCCAGACAUUGAUGCCCCUCAAGAGAUGGGUGUAACACGAGGGCCGGCCCUCGUGUUACAGAUGGGAGAUGAAAAUGCAGAGAUAACUGAGGAGAUGAUGGAUCAAGCAAAUGAAAAGAAGGGGGCUGCCAUUGAAGUCCUAAAUGAUGGUGAGCUGCAGAAAGCAAUUGUCUUGUUCUCUGAUGUCAUCAAGCUAAAUCCUUUCUUGGCUAUUCUGUAUGCCAAGAUAGCCAGUGUGUUCAUCAAAUUACAGAAGCCAAAUGCUGCUCUCCAUGACUACAAGCUAGAUUCUUUCAUCAUAUCCACCAUUUAUUCUUAG